This is a messenger RNA of Trifolium pratense (red clover), 958 nucleotides long. Its product is annotated as pathogenesis-related genes transcriptional activator PTI5-like. Gene Ontology annotation, molecular function: DNA-binding transcription factor activity; DNA binding. The transcript has a single exon. Lineage: Eukaryota; Viridiplantae; Streptophyta; Magnoliopsida; Fabales; Fabaceae. The coding region runs from base 153 to 659 and encodes 168 amino acids. Gene Ontology annotation, biological process: ethylene-activated signaling pathway; regulation of DNA-templated transcription. The record is from RefSeq and is a predicted model, not a curated record.
CCUACAUUUACCAAUUUGCUCUGCCUCUAGAAACAUGCAAUGCAAAACAAAGUCUAUAACCACUUGACACAAUUUUCUCAAUUUCCCAUUCAUUCCUUAAAACCAAUCACACCACCAAAAAAACAGAGAAAAAACAGAGGAAAAACAGAGCAAUGGUUUCAUUUGCACAAUCCCAACCAGAAUUACCCUUAAACGAAAAUGACUCACAAGACAUGGUAAUAUACCAAGUCCUAAACGAAGCCAACAAUCUAACCAACACAUUUAUGCAACAAAGGAACCACCAUCAAGCUCUGAGUGGCUUAGAACCUACAAGGGCUAUCACCAAGAAGCAUUAUAGAGGUGUAAGGCGUCGUCCGUGGGGUAAAUAUGCGGCGGAGAUUCGUGACUCGGCUCGUCAUGGAGCUAGAGUAUGGCUUGGAACUUUUCAAACAGCUGAAGAAGCUGCUAUGGCUUAUGAUAGAGCUGCUUUCAAAAUGAGAGGUUCAAAAGCUUUGCUUAAUUUUCCAGCUGAAAUUGUUGCUGCAGCAGCUUCUAUGCAAAUGGAAUUUUCAAAUUCUAAGCUCAAGUUGAAUAAUAGUAAUCAUGAUUCUGAAUCAAGUGGUAGCAGCUGUUGUACCAAUUCUAAUUCCAAGGAGCAAGUAAAGAAAGAAAAAGAUUAAUUGAAUGUGAUACUGAGCUAUGAUAUAAUUAUGUUGAAAAGUCUUUGAUUUUUUUUUUUCUUGUUGUUUUGUUUAAUGUUAAUUGUGUCUAAUGUCUAUCAUCAUGUUCAUGGGUGCUUCCCCUGUCUCUGUAUAUAAAGAUAGGUUGGUGUUCUAUAAAUUAUAGGGAAAAAUUAAGCUUAGAAUAGUAUUGAUGCAGUACUGCAGUAGUUUAAAGUUAAUUUUAAAUGUUUGGUUUACAUUGAAGCCAUGAUGAAGGCUAAGGCUAUAAAGUAAGAAAUUGAAUCCUUUUUGAAAAA